AGCUUUGUUCUCAAAAAGUGACAUCUCUAAUAACGACAUGCUUGCAUAAUUUAAAUUCGUUUAAAAAAACUAAAAUGAAACGCCGUUGGCAGUUGGUCAGCUGUCUGAGACAACAUUGGCGAAGUCAAAGCCAUGCUGCCGGCUCAUCAGCAUCUCAGCCAACACCAGCAACUUCUUCAACUCCACGUGAGACCUUCUUGAAACGAGUUAACUCGGGGCCCGGCUUGCAGGAUUUCUUCACAGCAAAACCAACUUCCAGGCUAAAGGAGAACGAGGAAUUGGACGUGGACAAUAGUGUGCCCUAUCUAAAUAGCAUUGAUUUCAAUGGACAGGGCCGAAAAGUACACUUUGAGGUUUAUGGCUGCCAAAUGAACACCAACGAUACGGAGGUGGUUUGGAGCAUACUCCAGGAAAAUGGCUAUCAACGAUGCCACGACCAAAACGAAGCAGAUGUGAUCAUGUUGGUUACCUGUGCGGUGCGUGAUGGAGCCGAACAAAAGAUUUGGAAUCGUCUGCGCCAUUUGCGAGCACUCAAGGAAAAGCGCUCCAGUAGACGAGGACCAUUGCAGCUAACUCUGUUGGGAUGCAUGGCAGAGCGGCUGAAAGAACGUUUGCUGGAACAGGAGAAAAGUGUCGACGUUAUAGCUGGACCCGAUAGCUACAAGGACCUACCCAGAUUACUGGCCGUAUCACGACAUUAUGGCAAUUCGGCUAUCAAUGUGCUCCUCUCACUGGACGAGACCUAUGCGGAUGUGAUGCCAGUGCGUUUAAAUUCCGAAUCCCCUACCGCUUUUGUGUCCAUUAUGCGAGGAUGCGACAACAUGUGUUCCUAUUGCAUAGUGCCUUUUACACGAGGUCGCGAACGAUCCCGUCCUCUGGAGUCCAUUGUGAGAGAAGUGCUCACCCUGCAGGAGCAGGGCGUUAAAGAGGUGACACUCCUUGGACAGAAUGUCAACUCGUACAGAGAUCGCAGUGGACAAGAUGAGGAUAAUACUAAGGAUGCACCGGUGCCUGGUUUUAAGACUGUCUACAAACCAAAAAGCGGUGGUUUACCCUUCUCAAAGCUGCUCGAAAGCGUAGCCGAGGCAGUACCAGAAAUGCGAAUACGUUUCACUUCGCCUCAUCCGAAGGACUUCUCCGACGAUGUGCUGAGGAUUAUACGCGACUAUCCGAAUGUGUGCAAGCAAUUGCACCUGCCCGCCCAGUCGGGCAACUCACAAGUUUUGGCCAGAAUGCGACGAGGCUACACUCGGGAAGCCUAUUUGGAGCUGGUCGAGCACAUACGCAAGAUUCUGCCCCAUGUGGGUUUGUCCAGUGACUUUAUUUGCGGCUUUUGUGGCGAAACGGAUGAGGAAUUCGAGGAUACUAUCUCCCUAAUCCAAAAGGUUCGUUACAAUGUGGCCUAUCUCUUUGCCUAUAGCAUGAGAGAGAAAACCACAGCACAUCGACGCUUUGUGGAUGAUGUGCCGCUGGCGGUGAAGACACAACGACUACAGCGAAUGGUUCAAGCCUUUCGCACUGGAGCCACUCAACUCCAUCAAGAAUUUGUGGGUCAACAACAACUAAUUCUCAUCGAAGGUAGAAGCAAGCGUUCCGCUUUGCAUUGGUUUGGACGCAAUGACGCAAACAUUAAGGUUAUUGUACCUUCUAUGGAGGUGCCUGUAGCCGGACAAGAUUCUAGCAAAAUGAAAUCCUUUGGAGUCGGUGAUUUUGUGGUGGCUCGCAUUGAGGAAUCCAAUUCUCAGGUGCUUAAGGGCACACCCCUGCAACUGAGCAGCAUUUCCAGAUUUCACAGCAAAGCGUAGCAAUUUUAAUAAACAAGAUUUAUGCUUUAUUUCUUAACUCCUA
Molecule: messenger RNA, 1848 nt
Organism: Drosophila willistoni
Lineage: Eukaryota; Metazoa; Arthropoda; Insecta; Diptera; Drosophilidae
Product: CDK5RAP1-like protein
Exons: 1
Coding region: 75-1805 (576 amino acids)
Biological process (GO): tRNA modification; negative regulation of cyclin-dependent protein serine/threonine kinase activity
Cellular component (GO): mitochondrion; cytosol
Molecular function (GO): tRNA-2-methylthio-N(6)-dimethylallyladenosine(37) synthase activity; 4 iron, 4 sulfur cluster binding
Source: RefSeq, a predicted model, not a curated record